Molecule: messenger RNA, 5633 nt
Organism: Acanthochromis polyacanthus (spiny chromis)
Lineage: Eukaryota; Metazoa; Chordata; Actinopteri; Pomacentridae
Gene: col18a1a
Product: collagen type XVIII alpha 1 chain a
Exons: 42
Coding region: 128-4471 (1447 amino acids)
Source: RefSeq, a predicted model, not a curated record
CUCUGCCUGCUGGAGUGUGUGGAGACAGAGCUGGAGGAGUGUGUGUGGAGCUAGUGGCUGUGUGGACAUGUCAUAGUUCACUCUGGGAGCCUGAUCAAGCUGGUGGACGUGGUUCAAACUUGACAUUAUGAUGAGGACACACUUUGGAGUUUUGUUUUUGCUGGCCCAGUGGGUGGCCUACUCUGAUGCUUGGUUCUGGUCCUGGCCUGGCACUACAACUUUGGCCCCAACAGUGGACCCUGAGGGGUCUGGCAGUCCAACAGGUAGUGGAGAAGCGCCAUCAGAGAAUAUUACAACGGUUGAACCAGAGAUCAUUGAUGAAGGACAUGGGAUGGAUAAGGAUGUGCCAGCUUGGGGUAAGACUACUGAGGCUCCUCGACUGACUGCUCUACCUAAAACACAACCAGAGACUGAACGUGCAUCAGAAAAGGGCACUACAGAGAUUUCAUCACGCAUAAUUAAACCUGAAGACAGUGGAGUUUCCCUGCUGCAGCUGAUUGGGGAUCCUCCUCCAAGUGAGAUCGUCCGAGUCUAUGCACCAGACAACACACCUGCUUACGUCUUUGGCCCAAAUGCCAACACGGGCCAGCUGGCACGCGCUCACCUCCCAAGCCCCUUCUACCGGGACUUUGCCCUCAUCUUCCACCUGAAACCCACCUCCGACAGGGGUGGUGUCAUCUUCUCCGUCACAGAUGCCUUACAGCAGAUCAUGUAUGUGGGUGUUAAACUGUCACCCGUGCAGGGCGGCAACCAGAAUGUCAUCUUAUACUACACGGAGCCCGACUCACAGCAGUCCUACGAGGCAGCUAAGUUCCUUGUGCCCUCCUUGAGGGACACCUGGACCAGGUUUGCUAUUUCUGUGAGGGAUGACAAGGUGAUGUUCUACCUCAACUGUGACACAGAGCCUCAGGUGAUGCGCAUUGAGAGGUCUCCAGAUGAGAUGGAGCUGGAGGGUGGUGCUGGAGUCUUUGUCGGACAAGCUGGAGGAGCUGAUCCUGAGAAGUUCCUGGGUGUGAUCGGUGAGCUGAGGGUGGUGGGAGACCCCCGUGCUGCAGAGAGGCACUGUGAAGAGGAUGAAGACGACUCAGAUAUGGCUUCAGGAGAUGGAAGUGGCUUUGAGGAAACCAGACUACAAAAACCAGACAUGGAGACACACAGAUGGACGACUACUCCUCCAUCUUCUGGCCCCAUUCCGCAGCCACCCCUGACAAGGACAGAGGAAGUACCCACUGCAAGAGAAACAGCAAGAGACUCCCAGCACGUUUCAGUUUCUGUGGAGUCUAGGCCUGGACUUCAAGGGUCAUCAGGGCCAGUGGGGUCUAAAGGAGAGAAGGGCGACAGAGGAAUGAAAGGAGAUAGGGGUCCAAUUGGGCCGAAGGGAGAGGCAGGCUCUGGCUCCGGCUCACGAGGUGGAGCCCGUGGAGAGAAGGGAGAACCUGGAGAAAAAGGAGCAAAGGGCAGUGCAGGCUUCGGCUAUCAAGGGAAAAAGGGUGAUCAAGGCCCACCUGGCCCCCCUGGUCCCCCUGGCCCUCCAGGAUCUGCAAGCGAGUAUUCAGUUGGCAGUGACGGCUCAGUUGUUUCAAGUAUCUCUGGACCCCAAGGACCACCUGGGUCACCAGGCCCCAAGGGAGCACCUGGAGAGGAUGGAGAGCCAGGUGAUCCUGGUGAGGAUGGAAAAACUGGUCCUGAAGGACCUCCAGGCUUCCCUGGAACACCAGGAGACCCUGGAGCCAGAGGAGAGAAGGGAGAGCGUGGAGAAGGCCAACCUGGCCCUAGGGGACCUCCAGGACCCCCAGGACCUGGAUUCAGAUCUACCUUUGUGGACAUGGAAGGUUCAGGAUUCCCAGAUUUGGAAUCUAUUCGGGGACUGCCUGGGCCACCCGGGCCUCCUGGUCCCCCUGGUCCACCUGGCCCAUCUACAGGUGGCACAGCAGGGGGUUCUGGAGCAUUUGGACCACCAGGAAGGGAUGGAGCACCUGGACAACCUGGCUUGCCUGGUUUACCGGGUACUGAUGGCCUCCCAGGAGCUCCCGGUCCCAAGGGAGACAAGGGUGACUCAGGUGAGCUGGGUCUUCCAGGAGUAGUUGGAGCAAAGGGAGCUCCAGGAGACCGUGGUUUACCAGGACCUGCAGGAGAUCCUGGACUGGCUGGUCUGCCUGGACCAAUGGGACCGGUUGGGCCCCCUGGUCCUCCUGGACCUCCUGGACCAAAUUAUCGUGUUGGAUUUGAUGACAUGGAAGGAUCUGGUGGGGUUUUCACCAAUGGGCUCCCCGGUGCCAGAGGGCCAGCAGGAGUACAGGGUCCUCCUGGCCUGCCUGGACUUCCAGGUAAACCCGGGUUGCCUGGCAUCCCAGGUCUGAAGGGGAGUGAAGGUCCUACAGGAAGAGACGGGCAACCAGGCCUGGAUGGCUUCCCUGGACCUCCGGGACCAAAGGCCGAAAAAGGUGACAAAGGAGAGAGGGGCGAACCAGGUCGAGAUGGAACUGGACUCCCAGGUCCACCAGGUCCACCAGGACCACCAGGACAAGUCAUCUACCAUACAUCUGACAACGUUGAUGGUGUUGUUGGCAGAGCUGGGCCUCAGGGUGGGCCUGGUUUACCUGGUCAAGCUGGAUUUCCUGGUCCUAUUGGGCCGAAAGGUGACAGAGGAGACCCUGGUCCUCCAGGCUACGCAGUGAAGGGUGAGAAAGGUGAGCCUGGCUUAGUAAUCGGACCAGAUGGAAAUCUUCUGUAUCUGGACGGGCUGAGUGGUCCAAAGGGAGACAGGGGGCUUCCAGGACCUGUUGGACCAACCGGUCAGUACGGGCCUCCUGGAUUGAAGGGUGAAAUAGGAAUGCCUGGAAGACCUGGUCGCCCUGGUGUGAAUGGAUACAAGGGUGAGAAAGGCGAGCCAGGAGGUGGUACCGGCUACGGUUACCCUGGCGUCCCUGGCCCACCAGGACCACCAGGACCACCUGGACCCCCUGGUCCAGCCAGUCCUAUUGAUCGAUUCCAUCGUUAUGAUGACACUCCAAGGAAUUACCCAGCGAUUAAAGGGGAAAAAGGAGAGCGUGGUGAUCGUGGACUUCCAGGGAUCCCAGGAACAGGCUCUAAUUUCGAUAUUUACACAUUUAAGAAUGAACUAAAAGGAGAGCCUGGAGACUCAGGUGUCAAGGGAGAAAAGGGAGAGCCUGGUGGUGGAUAUUAUGACCCACUUUUUGGAGGAGUACAGGGACCACCAGGGCCACCUGGAAUCCCAGGCCUACCAGGUCCAAAGGGAGAGUCCAUAGUGGGCCCUCUUGGACCACAGGGACCUCCAGGGUCACCAGGGGUUGGAUAUGAUGGGCGUCCAGGUCCUCCAGGACCACCUGGACCUCCAGGACCCCCAGCAUCUCCCUCACUUCCAGGACCAUAUAGACCCAAUCCCCCUGUCAGUGUCCCUGGACCUCCUGGUCCCCCUGGACCACCUGGAAGUCCUGGUCUCUCUUCUGGGGUUACAGUUUUGAGGUCAUAUGACAUAAUGAUUGCUACUGCCAGACGUCAAGCAGAGGGCAGCCUCAUCUACGUCAUAGACAAAGCAGACCUUUAUUUGAGAGUACGCGACGGACUGCGACAAGUCAUGCUCGGACAGUACAGUCCCUUCUUCAGAGACUUGGAGAAUGAGGUGGCAGAAGUCCAGCCUCCACCUGUGAUUCUGUACCCCCAGUCCCAGGACCAGUCACAGAACAACGGAGCAGGCCAUUACUCCCAGGGUGGUUCUGCCAUACGACCGCUUGAGCCUCCACCACACCCACCUGUAGAUCCCAGAUACCCCCCACAGUACGAUCCCAGGUUCCCAGACCCGAGACACACAGGUCAGACAGAUGGAAGAUUAGACACCCAGCAGACUGAGAACAGACAACCUGUGACUCCACCGCGACGACCCAGCCCACCUGUACCAGGACCUGCUGCAUCAGGAUCAGCACUACACCUCAUCGCCUUGAACGCCCCUCAGACUGGUAACAUGCGAGGAAUUCGUGGGGCAGACUUCCUGUGCUUCCAGCAGGCUCGUGCUGUGGGUCUGAAGGGAACCUUUAGAGCCUUCCUGUCCUCCAAGCUUCAAGACCUCUACACCAUUGUCCGCAGGUCGGACAGGGACAGCUUCCCCAUCGUGAACCUCAAGGACCAAGUGUUGUAUAGCAGUUGGGAGUCUAUAUUUGGUGACAACGCCAGCAAAAUGAGGGAGAAUACACCUAUCUACUCCUUUGAUGGCAGAGAUAUCCUCAGGGAUAGUGCAUGGCCUGAGAAAAUGGUUUGGCAUGGAUCAAGCAACAAAGGCCACCGGCAAACAGACCACUACUGUGAAACAUGGCGGGCAGGCGACCGCGCUGUAACUGGUCUGGCGUCGUCGCUACAGAGCGGCCACCUCCUGCAGCAAAGCUCCAGCAGCUGCUCCGGCUCCUACAUCGUCCUCUGCAUUGAGAACGCACUCACAUCACCCUCCAAAAAAUAAAUCCCGUCCGUCCUUUUUUUGUGUUCUUCUUUUUUUUUCUUUUUUUUUUAAAUGUCCAAGCAGACAUGAUUUUUGUCUUUUUAAUUCCCAGACAACGCAGCUUGUGAACAUGCGGCGUCCAAUGAACUGGGCCUGUGGCAGUUUGCCUGGCAGGGACGCUUUGCAUCGCCGGCUCCUCCCCUCCAUACACGCCAAAGAGAUGGUUCAAACAGAGGGGCGUUGGUCCUUUUUCUCGGGGGCAUUGGCACAUAUUUUCUUUAAGGGGCGGAACAACAACAGAGAAGCUAAAAGCAUUCUCCAAUUGUAUCCCUUUUUUUGAAAAAAAAUCUGUAUAUUACAUGUUUGUCAUUUGUGUUCUUUUUUUGGACAUUAUCAAUGUUUUACCUUUUGAAUUGUUUUUAAAAAUGUUAUAUCCAUCCUGUUAUUGUUUUUUUAUUAUUUUAGGUAUUGAUCAUUUCCACAUUUUUUUCCAAUUUCAGUUUAGAAUUUUGGGUUAUGAUGGGGUACAGCAAACUUUUAAGGACUAUUUUAAAUUUAAAAAAAGAUAAUAGAUAUUUAUUUUUAAAUGAAGUUAUGUAAGGACAAACAAUAGAAAAUGUAAAAAAUGCUAAAUACCCUCAUUUAUAUUUUACACCACGCAGAACAUUUACUCCUUUUUUUUUUUUUAUCAAAAGACCUUCAGAUCAGAAACUGUGCCUUAUCACACAUGGACUGCUUCACACAAUAAGCUCAUAUAGUGAAACACUACUUUUAAAUGCAUUAUUCUGCAGAUACAGAAACACUGCGGUAGUUACAUGCCUGUUAUGAAUAAUCCCACAUUCAGGGGGCAAGAUCCUUUCUAGCUAAACCUUAUGAUUCUAAAGUGAUAAUAUCCCGUUUUGCCACAUUAUCAAAAGCUAUCCGUGAGUAAGCUGGAGAUGAUUAGUUUGCUGCUAAUCUUUGUCUCAGUGAUUGCUAUCAGGAUUGUUAGGGACAGGAAAACCAGUAUAUUGAGGAGAAAGUUUUUCCAGUGGACUUGCGUGAAAUUUCAGAGACUAACUUGGCCUCGGUGCUACUGAUAUCUCAGCUGAACAUGUGGAUAUUCAUUUUUUAAACAACAAAUUGCAUUGUACUGUUCCUCCCAGGCACUGAAUUAAAGUCUUUUUCAACCAGUACUGUACAA